Topomyia yanbarensis is the source of this 5641-nucleotide messenger RNA. RefSeq names its product centrosomal protein of 135 kDa (gene Cep135). The transcript is spliced from 16 exons. NCBI's taxonomy places the organism in Eukaryota, Metazoa, Arthropoda, Insecta, Diptera, Culicidae. The record is from RefSeq and is a predicted model, not a curated record. Bases 325 to 5505 code for a protein of 1726 amino acids.
AGUGCAUACCAUCCUUAGGUGUAGGGGGCAUUUCCGCGGUGGUUGCAGUGUUCACCGCUAGGUGGCGCAUUGUCGUGGGUAUUUUUCUCCGCUUUGUGGUUGGUGUCUUCGCUUGGUGGGUCAACUUACUGUAGGGGGGAAUUCACGGCGGUCGAAUUCCACACGGCGCGUAGUUUCCGUUUGUUUAUACUCUCUUGUCAAAAAUUGUACACAAAUUCGUAAAAACCGUUGCUAAUCGCUCACGACUUUUAAUAUGAUUUGCUCGACUUUUAAUGAUUUUGCUCGUCAAUCUUAAAUAAUUAUACAAAUAGUAAAAGUUUAAACAUGGAUCUAGAUGCACUCCAUUCUGACCUACGCAAACGGCUAGACGUUCUGGGAUUCAAUCACCCUCUGCCGCUCGGUGCUAUUGGGAUCGUAUCUGCAAUACUGGAUGACUUGAUUAAAACAUCUGAAAAAUUGAAAGCAGCUCGGCAGCAGAUCCAACAACUGCAGCAGGAAAAAGUCGCCUGGGACCUCGGAGUGGAACCGUACAAGUGUGAUAAUUCGCGUUUGCUGGCCGAGUGUAACGGUUUGCAUCUGGAGCUAGUCAAACAGCGGGAUAAGUUUGUACUGGCCAAUACGGAGCUGAAGUGUAGGGUGCGGAAUUUACAAACCGACAAGAAGCAACUAGAGGAACGAUGCUUGCAGGCUGAGACAAAAAUCCGGGAGCUUCAAAGUGCUGACUGGAAAUCGAAAAAGGAUGGUGUAAAUAUGCAACGAAAACCUUUCGUAUCGACGGUGAGACCCGGUUAUUAUCAACCGCCGAAGUGUUGUGAUUCCCAACAGCCUAAAAACAGGUGUGAGUGUCCAUGUAAUCAGCCUCGUAAGACGGAGAUUAUGCACGAGAUUGAACGGUUGCAGGUCGAAACGAAGAACCAGACGGAGGUCAUUGAGGCUUACAAAAAACAGAUCGAUUAUCGGGAUCGAGAAAUCCAACGACUGGGAGCACUAUUUGCUGGGGGUCGUCCUACUACUGCACUGGCGAAGGACUGCUGCUAUCGCAGCGUGAAUUCGUUAGCCGAAGACGUUGGGAAGCUUCAGGAGGAGAAGGUAUCGAUCCAGAACAAGCUGACCGAUGCGUGGGAGAGUCAGCAAAAUGCUAGCAAAAAAAUCCAAAAACUGUCCGAGCGUAACAAACAGCUCGAACAGGAGCUAAAAGAAAUUGAAAAUGUUGCCUUGAAUGUAGAGUCGGAGGCAAAUUUACAUAUUCUAGACAGGGAUAGGCAUAAUUCUGAUUUGCAAAUCCAAUUACACCAGUCGAAUAUGCGCAUUAAGGAGUUGGAAACGAUACUCGAAGCGAAAUCAGUAGCUCUGACACCGAGUAGCUCUUUGGCUUCUGCUAGUUCGAUGGAUUCUGUACUGCAGAAUGCUCUGAAACAAGCAAGUGAAGAGAAGCGCGCCUUGUACAAGCAGUUGAACGAGCUAAAGCAACGGGAACAAACAUUCCUAAACGACUACGAAAAAAUCAAAACAAAAUAUUCAAAGUUGAAAUUGAAACUGUCCAGUCAAACCGUGCAUAGCAAAGAAAACAACCAAGAUUGUACUGAACUUGUCGAAAUGAAACAGAAGUUGGAAGACUCUCUGAAUAAUGUAAAAUCUGAACGAGAUCAGCUUAGCAAUGAGUUAAAAUCGCUACGUGACACAAAUACGAAGCUUAGAAAUGAAGCGACUGAGAAAGAUGUCCGUAUAGCCCAACUUGAAAGUGAAGCUCACCUGCAGAAGAAAACUAGUACAGCUAAUGCUGGACGCUUACGGACGGCAGAUUCAGCCAUUUCCGCUCAAUCCUCGCUUUCCGUUCAAUCUGCUUUUCACCGCGUGGAACGCGAGAGGGAUGCGGCUAAGAGAGAAGCACAACAGCUGGAAAUUGAAAGGGAUUCGCUGAGGAACAAAUUACAGCUAGCCACCAAGAGUCAAAUCGAUGAACAAACAAAACGCGAGGAAGUGAUCAUUAGUUACAGUUCACAGAUCGCCAAAUUAGAGGCCGAAAAACGAGAUUUGUUAUGUGGUCAAAACUCGUCUCAGACAAGUUUGCACCUGCUUCGAGAGGAAAAUCGUGAAUUGCAGGAGCGGCUGAAAGAUGUGGAAAAUGGUUUCAGCAAACUUAGGGUUUCGCACUCACAGUUGAAAAUGUUGCAUGAACAAACGGAAAGAGCCCUAGCGCAGCAGCAGAAUCGAUUAAUGUGUUCGGAAAAUCAGUUGGGUAGUGCUGAGGCGAAACUAAAUCAGGUGGACGGUACCAUUGAAAGUGCCACUAAAGAUAUUGGGAAGCUGAAGGGCGAUAUUAGUGUCCUCAAGGCUUCUAACGCAUCUUUGCAGCGAGAGAAAGACAAACUGUUGAUGGAGCUUGACAAGAAAACCGAGAAGUUAUACACAGUGGAAACAGAAUUAAGCAAAGUAAAAUCGAACACAACCGAAAUGGGAAACACCAUCGAUAGGUUACAGAAAAAACUCGAAAACGCUAGCGUAGACAACAUCCACAAGGAGAGCACACUGCGAAACGUUACAUCGGAGAGUGACACGCUGAAGAAACAGGUGGCGACACUAAAGCGUUCGCAUGACAACGCUGUUGCUGAAAACGGUCGUCUGUCGGGCGAAUUGAGUGAUGCCGUUUCGGAGCACACGUUAACAAAGCGUAAGCUCGCCGAAUGUCAGCAGGAGGUAGAGCGGAUGAAGUCACAAUUACGCGAGUACGUUCAGGAAAUUCAGCGUGCAGAGGACUUGUUGUGUAUCAAGGAAAAAGAACGCGAGGAAAUGCUGGAGCAUUAUAAAUCACUUUCCGAUGGGGUCAACAUGCUGGAAGUUAGCAAUCACACGUUGGAAGUUGAAAGUGCAGAAGCCAAAAAACUGUUACAGGAAGCGGAAGAUCGAGUCAGCAGACUGCAGGAGCAGGUUGAACUUCGCCAGUCGGAAAUAAGAACGUACGAGCGUCAGAUUAAUGACCUGUCAGCAAGCAUAAUUUCGCUCGAAGAGGAAAUUGAAUGCAUUAAAGAAGAAAACGCCAAUCUUCGGCAAGAUUUGGAAGCUACUAAAGACCUCUGUAGUAAGCUGGAUCUCCAGAAGGAUAGAUUGAAGGAAGAGCUAAAUGAACACUCAACUAUACGUGAGCAGUUGAACAAGGAAAACGACACGCUAAAACGGCAACUCUCGCUGGCUAAAACUGGCGACAAGGCGGCCGUGGAUGGACUACAAGAAUUGCUAGCUGCCAGUCGAUCAGAAGUCGAACAACAGAGAAUAAUAACCGGUCAAUUGAAUAAGGAGGUAAAUUCUCUGAAGGCACGGGUGGAAGAAUUAACUAAAAAACUAACCAUAGAACGAGACAAUUCAAAGAGAAAUGAAGCGCUGGCGAAUGAGUACAGUGUUCAACUGCAAGAGUUGAGACGAAUGAUUACCGAUGACCGAUUUGCACAGGUGCAAUCAAGGGAGGAUGAUGACUAUAAUAGAAUGAAGAUCUAUUUGGACACUGCUGAAACCGGUUUGAAGCUUGAUAAUGUGUUGAAGCUAGAUGAAAGUCAUUCUUCAGAAUUUCUUUCUAAUUCAAUAAUAUCCGAAAUUCCUGAACCACUCGAGCCUCUUGCUUUGGCAUUAAAUUGUUUAGAUGUUCGGAAUGAAAACCUGUCCAUCCCAAGGACAAUUUGCAGUGAGUCUUACCUUAACAUUGUAGAGCGGAUUGUACAAAAAGGUCAAACGGGUUUCUCCGAGCCCGAGACUCUUGAAAUACUGGAUAGAUAUCAGAUACGUUCCCGAGGAUCCCAAUUUGCGAAAAGAGACAGUUCGGUUAUAAAUACCGUUGAAGAGAAGUCACAUGAGCCAAUGAACAAUCAGUUCACCGACGGAGCUGGACUUAUAAUCACUGAGAAAAGUUCGGAAGAGAAGAGGAAAAACGUUGGAUUGCCAAAUCGAUCUGAGUUGGUUGAAUCGCAUCUAGAACAAACAAAUAGUGGAUCUGAUACAUCGUAUGUUACAAGCAAUUCGUUUGAACAUAGUAAAAGUCAAGGGAAUUUGAAUAACAAGACCAACUAUUCUGAAGAAAAAAUGAGUAGUACAACUUGUCAAAAGAUACCUAUCAUUAAGGUGGAAGAUGAAACCUCCAAUUUGCUGAAUGAGAAAAAGAAGCUAGUUGAGAAUAAAACAACCCAACGUUCGACAAAACAACCUAAAGCACCCAAGGGAUGGAGAAUUUCGCAAUAUGCUAGGAAGGAAAGUUCCUCCAAACCUUCUCAAGUGUCUAGCAGCACCAGCGAAAGAGAUUCUUUGAAAAAAAAUGCAAGUGAUCAACAAAAAAGUUCGUCUGGGGCAGAAGCACAGGAUAGCAAGCUCAAGACGUCACUUCCGAAACGUGAAAAAGUUGCCAAAAGAAACUCAUUUACUUCUUCGCCAGUGAAACGUACUAGUGUAGUAGACCUUGUAACACACGCACCGUCCGAUUCCGUUAUUCGAGACAAUAGUAACCGUGAUGGCACCAUCCCCGAAAUUGAAUCAAUUGUGGAACCGAAACCAAUGUUGUCUAGAAAUGAAUCGUGUAUGAAUUUAAGAUCGUCCUUCACACUGGAUAAAGGCGAUGAGCCCUCAAUGUUUCAACUGCCGAAUCACCACGAGAUGAGUUAUGAACAGUUCAGGCAAAGUUUCAGAAAAAGACCAUCUACUGGAGCAGAUUCCACUCGAGCGAACAGCAGCGCUUUAGAGCAGCAAGAUUUGUCUAUGUCUAGCCCGGUACCGAAAAUUGUCAACCGUCGAUCGCCUGUAAAAUCGAACCACAGCAAGAAAGCCUCAAAUACAAGCAUAUCAAGAAAGGAACCGGGUGGAUGUGCACAGCUGACCACUGGCAAAAAUAAUGGUGGCGGGUCAAUAGCUAUCGUUUAUAAAAAUGCACUGGGCGAUCGGUUUAUACUGGCCGACGACAAGCAGGAUAAUGGUCCUGAUUGCACGACUGCACGAGGCAGUAUAAUGGUAAUUGACGAUUUGCGACGACCUAAAAUGCCAAUUAGGACACCGAAGGCGUCGGCCGGAAAAGCUUCAUCCUCUGCCACCAGACUGAGAAAGGAUAUCCAACAGACUCCCACUGGAAGACGCAGUAAUGAGAGCAUCACUACUACUUUCGGUAGUGGUAGGUGUGAGCAAAGAAAAUGGGGAGAGAUUUUGCAACGAAACCCGAGCCCAUCAAGACGGCAGCAGACAAACGAGAAUCGUGUCUCGUCCCUAUCAGGAAUAACUAACGACCGGAUAACGACGAUAAAUUAUGAAAUACUUAACACCAGAGGAGAGAGGAGCAGCGGCAGCGUGGAAGCUGUUGAAGUGAUUCAAAGUGGGCAAAUGCCUCCCAGGUUGCAACCAAUUACAUCAACUGACAACGGCGCCGGUUUGGCGCCAGAGGUGCAGCUCAGCGGUGAUUCCAAGAUGUACGUGCUGAACUUUAAGAUUAAGGUACCGGCUGACAAUGGGAAAGGGACAGAACAGGCAAAAAAUUGAAACUAAUAAGUAAUGGUAGGCUUUUGUCGUUGUAUUUUAUAGCGAUCUUGAGGAAUGGUAGCGGGCGCUAAUUUUUCAUUGCGUUGUUCGAAUCAGUGAAGAAUAUAUUUUUUAAAACUUUUUACCUUUUCUACUU